This is a messenger RNA of Thunnus maccoyii (southern bluefin tuna), 2765 nucleotides long. It is a transcript of the gene abcd4, whose product is annotated as ATP-binding cassette, sub-family D (ALD), member 4. Gene Ontology annotation, molecular function: long-chain fatty acid transmembrane transporter activity; ATP binding; ATP hydrolysis activity. Gene Ontology annotation, cellular component: peroxisomal membrane. The coding region runs from base 280 to 2142 and encodes 620 amino acids. The record is from RefSeq and is a predicted model, not a curated record. Lineage: Eukaryota; Metazoa; Chordata; Actinopteri; Scombriformes; Scombridae. Gene Ontology annotation, biological process: very long-chain fatty acid catabolic process; peroxisome organization; long-chain fatty acid import into peroxisome. The transcript is spliced from 19 exons.
GACUAGCAGCUAAAUAGGAAGAGGUAAUACUAGAGUUAGUAAACAUUUAAACUCAUAUUUCCGUGAAAAGUAUAAAAAGGGUAGCGUCUUUGCGAAGUUUGUAGAAAUUAGUUCGUUAUUCCCAUCGCUAACUGUUGCAACUGCUCGCUAACUCACUGUCGUUUCUCUUUGGCUGUUUUAAGUUGGUCUAAAAUUAGCGCGACUAGCUGGUUAAAAAAACAGUAAAUGUGAAGUUUAGCAGGGAAAAAUAUUAGUAGUUGUCCUCUGCCGCCAGCGCAGAUGCCUCGUUUGGAAAAAUUAAAUGGCAGAAGGACACAAAGACCAAAAUUAGAUUGGAGGUUUGUACAGAGGUUCUGCAGCAUCCAGAAGGUCCUGUUCCCAUCAUGGACGAGUCAAAAUGUCCUGAUGUUUGGGACGCUGCUUUGCGUCACUCUGACAGAGCAGCUGAUCAUUUACCAAGUAGGUGUCCUCCCCAGUCACUUCUACAAUGUGCUGGCAGACAAAGAUUCCUCAGGUUUCAAGAAUCUGGUGGUCACAGCUAUGGUGCUCAUUUUACUCAAUUCCACAUUGAAAAGUCUCGACCAGUACAUUUGCAAUCAGAUGUAUGUUAACUGGAGGAAGACGCUAACUGAGAGCCUCCACACAGCGUACUUCCAGGGCAGAGUCUAUUACACACUUAAUGUACUCAGAGAGGACAUAGAUAACCCAGACCAGCGAAUCAGUCAGGAUACAGAGAGGUUGUGUAAGCAGAUGAGCACCAUGGCCAGUCGUCUGAUCGUGUCACCGUUCACACUGACUUACUACACCUACCAAUGCUUUCACAGCACUGGCUGGAUCGGCCCUGUGAGUAUCUUUGGCUACUUUGUGAUUGGGACCAUUGCCAACAAAAUGCUUAUGGGGCCAAUUGUGUCGACUCUGUUUGAGCAAGAAAAACUGGAAGGAGACUUCAGAUUCAAGCACAUGCAGAUCCGUGUCAACGCAGAGUCUGCAGCUUUUUACAGAUCUGGUAAAGUGGAACACAUGAGGACUGACAGAAGACUGCAGGCUCUGCUGCAAACUCAAAAGAAUCUAAUAAACAAAGAGCUCUGGCUUUAUAUUGGGGUGAACACUUUUGACUACCUCGGAGGUUUCCUCAGUUACAUUAUAAUCGCCAUCCCCAUCUUCACUGGUAUCUAUGAUGAUCUUACUCCUGGUGAACUCAGCGCACUUAUCAGCAAGAACGCCUUUGUGUGCAUCUAUUUGAUAAAUGGCUUCUCGCAGCUAAUAGACCUGUCGACCACUCUGUCAGAUGUUGCUGGAUACACCCACAGGAUCGGAGAGCUGAGGGAGGUGAUGGAUGACAUCCUACACAAGCAGUGCGACUACGACCCGGCGUCGGGGGAAUGUUACGACUUUGACAGUGACUUCAAUGUGCACGCAGGCCCUGCGGAUACUGCCUUCAUCCUGGACCAUCUUUCAUACAAAUCUCCUUAUUCAGACGAGCUGCUGGUGGAGGAUCUGAGUCUGAAAAUCAGUCAGGGAACACAUCUGCUGGUGGUAGGGAACACAGGGACCGGCAAGACGUCUCUCCUGAGGGUCCUCAACCGGCUCUGGGAGGCACACAGCGGUUUUGUCCAGAUGACAACAUGUUUUGGGCCCAGAGGAACCCUCUUCCUGCCACAAAAACCGUACCUGACAGAUGGCACACUACGCGAACAGGUGAUCUACCCACUGAAGGAUAUUUACCCUGCAUCAGGGUCAGUGGACGAUGACAGAAUUGUUAAGUUCCUGGAGUUAGCUGGGGUGUCCAGUAUCCUGAAGCGGACAGGUGGGCUGGAUGAAAAAGUGGAUUGGAACUGGUACGAUGUUCUGUCUCCAGGAGAAAUGCAGCGUCUCUGCUUUGCACGACUCUUCUACCUGCAGCCUAAAUAUGCAGUGUUGGACGAGGCCACCAGCGCUUUGACUGAGGAGGCGGAGGCACAGCUGUACCGAACAUGUAAACAACUCGGCAUGACUUUGGUCAGUCUGGGACACCGUAGCAGCUUGGAAAAGUACCAUGAUGUCCAGCUGAAACUCUGUGGAGGAGGCCGAUGGGAGUUAACUAAGUUAAAAGACGCCAGCGGGAGCCUCAGUCUCAGAGAAGAAGCCACAACAUCUCUUUGAAAUCUUGGACUCGGAGGUAGUGUCAGUGUGGGAGAAGACAGAAAACACUCGAUUCCUAAAUAACUAACUGCUCCAGUUGAGGUGAUAAACUCCACACGUCCAGUCUGAAUGUAUUUAUGUUGUUUAUAUCCACUGGCCUUUCAAGAUGAUAACAUUUUUCAAAAGCUUGCUUGGUUAAAUAAGAGUUUAAGAAAACGGGUGGAAGCUCAACUCUGUUUCUAAAAAAAUGAUUGAUGGUCUGGAGGAAGCCUGUGGGUCAGUAAGCAGAGCUCAACUAAAAUGUUGUGGACAUGAAGACUUUGCCAAAUGAACGGUUUGGAUAAUUAUGUAAUUGUGAGUAUGAAUUCAACAAUCAUGAAAACAAAUCGGGAAAGAGAAAAGACACUUUAGAUUCAGAAAAGCAGGGCCUUAAGUGGGUGAAAACUUGUUUAUUCCGUUAUGUUUACAAUCACUAUAUUGGUUAUUAGUUGCACUGUAAUAAAAAUAUAUAAUGUUCUCAGCUCUUUGUAACUGCUAUCAAAAGCAGAGUACUUCUGUGGAUUAUACGUACGAUUUUUAAGACUUGUUUACCUGAUUUUAUACUUACAAGUACAAUAAGUACAAUAAAAACAAAACAUACAUGG